Lathyrus sativus (Indian pea) is the source of this 963-nucleotide messenger RNA. The record is from the annotation of a GenBank genome assembly. NCBI's taxonomy places the organism in Eukaryota, Viridiplantae, Streptophyta, Magnoliopsida, Fabales, Fabaceae.
AUGGAAGGAGCGUCGUACGCACGCAUGCCGAGGGUGAAAAUCCGCGAGCUAAAAGACGACUAUAUGAAGUUCGAGCUUCGCGACACCGACGCCAGUGUGGCAAACGCGCUUCGGCGCGUGAUGAUAUCGGAGGUUCCGACCAUCGCAAUCGACCUAGUGGAAAUCGAGGUCAACUCGUCCGUUCUCAACGACGAGUUCAUUGCUCACAGACUCGGUCUUAUUCCACUCACAAGCGAACGUGCGAUGGCCAUGCGGUUCUCACGUGACUGUGAUGCUUGUGAUGGUGAUGGACAGUGUGAGUAUUGUUCCGUUGAGUUUCAUCUUAGGGUUAAGUGUAUUACUGAUCAAACGCUUGAUGUUACUAGCAAGGACCUUUAUAGCUCUGAUCAUACUGUUGUUCCUGUUGAUUUCUCUGGUGGUGAUCCUUCUUCCGUUGAAUCUGCUGAUGGAAGGGGGAUUAUAAUUGUGAAGUUGAGGCGAGGUCAGGAGCUGAGGCUGAGAGCAAUUGCUAGGAAGGGGAUUGGUAAGGAUCAUGCGAAAUGGUCGCCAGCAGCAACUGUUACUUUCAUGUAUGAACCAGAGAUUCACAUAAAUGAAGAUUUGAUGGAGUCUUUGUCACUUGAGGAGAAAAAAGAGUGGAUUGAUAGUAGUCCUACCCGUGUGUUUGACAUUGAUCCUGUCACACAACAGGUGUCGGUGGUUGAUGCUGAGGCAUACAGUUACGAUGAUGAGGUGAUUAAGAAAGCAGAAGCAAUGGGAAAGCCUGGUCUUGUAGAAAUCACUGCAAAGCAAGAUAGCUUCAUUUUCACAGUUGAAUCUACUGGAGCAGUUAAAGCUUCUCAACUAUUGCUAAAUGCCAUUGAAAUUGUGAAGCAGAAGCUGGAUGCUGUGAGGCUAUCUGAAGAUACAGUGGAGGCUGAUGAUCAAUUUGGGGAGCUAGGUGCACAUAUGCGAGGAGGAUAA